AAGGCUGUACCGGGACAGUGGCCCCGGCGGUGGGGUUUGUUGCAAUUACAGUAAAUAUAAGGCAUGUUAUACCGGUCUCUACGACGGCCUACGGGUGGCUAUGGAAAGGGAAAGGUGUCCCAAGUCUUACUCUACGCGAAUCAUUAUGUCGAUCGGGAAUAGUGUCGGGUUUCCCGUUAGGAUGAUGUGCGAUAGAGGGGACGGUAAGUCCCAGUGCCCGCCCAAUCGCCGGAGAUCA
Molecule: messenger RNA, 238 nt
Organism: Medioppia subpectinata
Lineage: Eukaryota; Metazoa; Arthropoda; Arachnida; Sarcoptiformes; Oppiidae
Source: the annotation of a GenBank genome assembly